This is a messenger RNA of Effrenium voratum, 11517 nucleotides long. Lineage: Eukaryota; Dinophyceae; Suessiales; Symbiodiniaceae. The record is from the annotation of a GenBank genome assembly.
AUGUUCUCGCUAUGGCCGGUGCCAGAGUAUAGCUUUACGGACACAUUUUCAUCUUUUUGCUUCGCCUCCUUGCUGAUCAAGCCGGAGGUGGUCAGCACGAACGUGGCAGUUGCAGAGGAAUGCCUUUGGCUGCUUACCCAGAGCAUCUACAACAUCAAGUAUUCUGAGGCAAUGCGCCUUGAUUUUUUCACGCAGCUGCAGAAGUCCGAGAUUGCUGCUACGUCUCAGCGGAUCAAGGAGCAAUGGGUGAAUAAGCUCCAAAAGAUCAUGCUGCAGCACUUCACCAAUGUGGGCAAGGGAUGGUUCUCUAUCCACGAGACCAACCCGGACACCUACCGACAGGGCAAGAUGCGGAAGCUCUUGGCUGUCAUCCGCUUUAUCAUGCAGGACACGCUGCGCUACUUUGCCCUGGACUCUGUGGCGCACUACUGCGAAAGCCUGGAGAGGUACUGCCCUGUCCACGUAGAUGUGCAAGAUCUUCUGCAUGUGAAUAGCGCCUUUGAAGCUGCACCUCCGGCGGAUACACCGCCGCGACUCUUUCACAAGGCCGCCUCCGCCUUCAUGGCGCAGCGCAACGGAGGCGGAUCAGGUGAAGCUGAAAGCCAAGAGUCCCAUGGUCUCUUCAUCCUGGAGCUGCGCCAUAGUGAAGACAAGCAGAAUUUUGUCUACUCUUCCGAUGGGGUGCAGGUGAUCGAUGUGUGCAAGAAAGUCUUGGAGCUGGGGCUCCAGAGCCUGGACGUGCCCCAGCUGGAUGCCCUGGUGGUGCCACAGCUCUUCCGGACCGUUGUGCACAAACAGGUGCUCAGCACUGUUGAGAUGACGGAGCCCUGGGUGGUGCAGCGCCAAGAGCUGCUCGUGGAGAAGCUGGGCCGGACCCUGCCUUCGCUCACCGAGUUUAUUCAGCUCUUUGAGCCUUACCAGACCUUACUUCGCCUGGAUCCCGUGGAGUAUGUGAAGGAGAAAGCUUUGGCCGAGAUCAACACGGAAGAGGCCAGACAGCUCAUCCUGGAGCAUAUAGAAGAAGAGCAGCAGGUCUUGGAUGCCAUUCCAGAGACGACGGUGCUAGGGCUCUUCGAGGUGCACUGCUCGGAGAUCCGAAAGGUGCUGGCCAGCAGACAUAGAAAGAUUGUGGAGCUGAUGGAAGACAUGCUUCUCCAACGUUUCCGGGAUUCCGCUCAAGAGGUUGCGGAUAUCUUCGCAGGGAUCUUUGCCCAGUUGCGCAAGGCACCGAAGAAUAUCGAGCAGUCCACCGAGCUGCGGGAGUUUAUGAGUGGUGUCCCUGCAGAAGUGGCGAAGGCUUCUCCUGACAUUCAGAAGUGCAUACAAAUCUAUGCGGUCCUCGAAGGCUUUGCUGUGAAGCUCACCAGUGACGAUGCUUACCAGCGGUGGCGAGUGUAUGCCUGCCCGAAGCAAACCUUUGAUUUGAUGGGGCAGGUAGAGCACGAGCUGGUGAAGGCAGAGAAAGGCUACCUGAAGGACAUGCAACAGGAGCAGACGGAUUUCGAUGAGAACUUGGUGGAUUUAGCCGGCAUCGUGGACUCCUUUGCACAAUACUCGAACUUGGCCAACAUCAAGGAGAUCUACGACAAUGUAGAAAGUGUGAACGAGCGGUUGAAGCUUGCAAGCACGCAAGCAAAGCUGUUCAACUCACGGGAGGCGUUGUUUGGACAAGAAUCGUCCGACUACAGCCACCUUCAGCAACUUCAGAAGGAAUGGGAGCCCUUCUCAAACCUCUGGGUAACAGCCUACCACUGGCUAGAGGACUCGGAGAAGUGGAUGAAUGGGCCCUUUCAGGAGAUGGAUGCCAAGUACUGCGAGCAGUCUGUGACCACGGGCGCCAAGACGCUCUUCAAGACCGUCAAGGGCCUGGAGAAGCGUGAGGAUGCCGCCAAGGUUCUGCAGAUCGCGCGGGACAUCAAGGAGCAAAUCGACGCCUUCCAGCCUUACCUUCCCAUUGUCACUGGCCUGCGCAAUCCAGGCAUGCGUGAGCGCCAUUGGAAGCAGGUGAGUGACUUGGUUGGCCAAGAUGUCAGUCCUGAGAUGGAGGACUUCACGCUGAAGCACUUCAUCGCCCUAGGUAUGACCGAGCACACCGGCACGAUCAGCGACGUUGGUGACAAGAGCGGCAAGGAGCUGGCAAUUGAGACACAGCUCAACAACAUGAUCACCGCGUGGGACAACAUGAGAUUUGACUGCAGCGAGCCAUACCGCAGCACCCAGACAUACAUCUUGAAAGGCGCAGAUGAGGUGAUUGCCCUCGUGGACGAACAGAUCGUGCUGACGCAGGCCAUGCAAUUCUCGCCCUUCAACAAGCCUUUCAAGGAUGAGAUCGAUGCCUGGGCUGAGAAACUGCUCUAUGUCUCGGAGUGCCUGGACGGAUGGCUCAAGGUGCAGCGCGCUUGGAUGUACCUGCAGCCCAUCUUCGACUCUCCGGACAUCAUCAAGCAGUUGCCCACAGAAGGCAAGAAGUUUCGCCUGGUGGACAGCAAGUGGCGUCAGGCCAUGGCGCGGCUUCAUCAGAAUGGCGCCGCCUUACAGGCGUGCUCCAUGGAAGGCUUGCUGGAGACGUGGAACAAUGCGAAUGCCGACCUGGACAUGGUGCAGAAAGGUUUGGAUGACUACUUGGAAACCAAGCGUGGGGCCUUCGCGCGGUUCUACUUCCUAUCCAAUGAUGAGCUGCUGGAGAUUUUGUCCCAGACAAAGGACCCACUCAGGGUCCAGCCGUUCUUGUCCAAGGUCUUCGAAGCAAUGAAGAAGUUGACCUUUACCGCUGAAUUGUCAGCAACGCAGAUGGUGUCCAAGGAAGGGGAGACCAUUGACUUUGUCAGUCCUGUGCACACGACCGGAAAAAAUGUUGAGACCUGGAUGACGGAGGUGGAGAAUCAGAUGUUGGCGGCAAUCCGUGAGGUCAUCAAGAUCGGAGUCGAGACCUACCCAGAGAUUCCCAGAACCGAGUGGGUUCUGUUGCAGCCGGGACAGGUCUGCUUGAAUUCAAGUCAGGUGCAUUGGACUGCGGAGGUGGAAGAAGCCAUCGAGUCUGCGGGUUUGUCCGACUACUUCACCAAGCUCUCUGACCAGCUCAUGGGCCUGGUCCGCUUAGUGCGCGGAGACAUCACCCCGCUGCAGCGUAUGAGCAUUGGGGCUCUCAUCGUGAUUGACGUGCAUGCCAAGGACACUGUGGAAAAGAUGGCGCGCGACAACAUUACUGACGUCUUCUCCUUCGAGUGGAUCUCCCAGUUGCGGUACUACUGGGAGGUGGACGACAGGAACACUGAGAACCUUUGGGUGCGCAUGGUUCAGACGCCCUUCCCAUAUGGCUACGAGUACUUGGGCAACUCCUUCCGCCUGGUCAUCACGCCUCUUACCGACAUGUGCUACAUGACUCUCAUGGGGGCCCAGAGCUUGAACCUCGGCGGGGCUCCAGCUGGCCCGGCAGGUACUGGCAAGACGGAGACCACCAAGGACUUGGCCAAAGCUUUGGCCAAGCAGUGUGUGGUCUUCAAUUGCUCGCCAGAGAUGGACUACUUGAUGGUCGGGAAGUUCUUCAAAGGGUUGGCAUCGAGCGGAGCAUGGUGCUGUUUUGACGAGUUCAACCGCAUCUACAUUGAGGUGCUGAGUGUGAUUGCACAGCAACUGUUGCAGCUCUUCUCGGCCAAGCAGUCCAUCGAGUCCUACAACGACACCACGGAGUUGGAGUUUGACUCGACUCUGAUCGUGAUGAAGCCUACGUUCAACGUGUUCAUCACCAUGAAUCCUGGCUACGCAGGACGAUCGGAGCUGCCGGACAACUUGGCGGCGCUGUUCCGGCCCAUGGCGAUGAUGGUGCCGGACUAUGGUUUGAUCGGCGAGAUCAGCUUCUAUGCCUUCGGCUUUGAGAAAGGGCGACAUCUCGCCAAGAAGAUGGUGACAACGUUUCAGCUCUGCAGUGAGCAACUCUCCGCACAGUCCCACUAUGAUUACGGCAUGCGGGCCGUGAAGACCGUCAUUGAAGCAGCCGGUCUCAACAAGCGCCAGUAUCCAGACCAGAGCGAGUCGCAGAUCUUGCUUCGAGCACUCCGUGAUGUCAAUGUGCCAAAGUUCCUGAAAGACGACCUGCCGCUCUUUGAAAAUAUCAUCUCCGACCUUUUCCCUGGAGUGGAGCGUCCGCAAAUGGACUACGGGCGGUUGGAAGAAGCAUGCCACACCGAAAGCCUGGGCCAGAAUCUGCAGCCCGUGCCGUACUUUGUCAAGAAGCAGUUCGAGCUGUUUGAUAUGAUCCAGGUUCGUCAUGGCAUGAUGCUGGUGGGGCCCACUGGGGGCGGGAAGACCUGCUGCUAUCGCUCGCUGCAACGGGCCUGCACUUCUCUGCUGGAUGCCAGCAAGUCGGCCUCCCCAUAUCAGAAGGUGCAUGUGCACUGCUUGAAUCCCAAGUCCAUCACGCAGAACCAGUUGUAUGGAUCCUUCGACGAGAUCACCCGGGAGUGGUCUGAUGGAGUUGCAGCUGAGGAGAUCCGCAAUGCCACGCGGGACGCUGCGCAACCCGACCACCACUGGGUCAUGUUCGACGGCCCUGUGGAUGCCCUUUGGAUUGAGAGCAUGAAUACAGUCUUGGACGACAACAAGAAGCUGUGCCUGGUCAGCGGCGAGAUCAUUGCACUCACACCUCAGAUGCGGAUGAUGUUUGAGGUUGAGGACUUGGAAGUCGCCUCUCCGGCCACGGUGUCCCGCUGCGGUAUGAUCUAUAUGGAGCCUGAGAGCCUAGGCUUCCAGCCGCUCUUUGACUCCUGGCUGGCCGCGUUGCCCGAAACCUUUGGCUUUCAGCCAGACAUUGGCACGAGGCUUCGGAAGUUCUGUGAGGAGCUUUUGCCUUCGAGCGUGAGCUAUGUUCGGAAGUGCUGCAAGGAGGUGGUCCAGACGCAGGACACGAACUUGGUGCAGUCCCUGUUCCGGAUGCUGGACUGCUACUUCGCCGCCUUCCGGCCCUCCGAGCUGCGUCCGGCGGCCGCCUUCAAGGAGGAGGUGGCCGAGUUCCUGCCCCACGUUACGCCACUCUUCAUUUUUGCCAUGGUCUGGUCUUUGGGCGCCAGCUGCGAGGGGAGCACUCGCUCCGCCUUCUCGAAGCUUAUUUGGGCCAUCACCUCGCAGGAGAUGCACACCGCUCUCUCCCGGGACGUGGAGGACAGGAACAUUGAGCUCCCUCCAGCACAGGAAGGAAUCAGGUUGGAGGGGCUGGACCAAGGGGCCCUCAUCUACGACUAUUUCUACGAUAUCCAGAAAGGCGAGUGGAUCCCAUGGAUGCAAACCAUCCCCACCUUUGAGAUCCCCCGCGGAGCUCGUUAUGAAGAGAUCGUGGUUCCUUCCGUCGACUCAGUUCGCCUGGUCUACGCUUUCCAGAUUCUGAUCACCCACGACAAGCACGUUCUAUGCCCUGGCGCCACAGGGACGGGCAAGAGUGUCAACAUCUCCAUGUGGCUGCAGAAGCAGGCGCCCGAGAACUUUCAAGGCGUCUUUGUCAACUUCUCUGCCCAAACACAUGUGAAUCAGUUCCAAGACCUUAUCGAUGGAAAACUGGAGAAGAGGAGAAGAGGUGUGUAUGGCCCACCUGCCGGCAAGAAGAUGGUGCUUUUUGUUGAUGAUUUGAACAUGCCGCAGAAAGAGUAUUAUGGCGCUCAACCACCGAUUGAGCUGCUUCGUCAAUGGCAUGAUCAUGGUGGCUGGUACAACAGGAAAGAGCUGAAGAAGUUUGAUAUCACAGACAUGGUGAUGGCCUCCGCCAUGGGCCCGCCCGGAGGUGGCCGCACCUUCAUCACGGAGCGCUUGAAACGUCACUACAACGUGCUGGCCUAUUCUGAGCUGCAGGACGAGUCCAUUGCCCAAAUCUUCCAGACGAUGACCGCCUACUUCUUAUCCGGGUUCGAGGAUUCCAUCCAGGCCACGAUUCCCACCAUGAUCGAAAGCACGGUGAACGUCUUCAAGCAUGCGCUUCAGGACUUGCUGCCGACACCUUCCAAAUCUCACUACCUCUUUAACCUCCGCGACAUUUGGCGUGUCUUCCUCGGGCUGUGCACCUUGAGCUCCAAGAAGGCCAACCAGCGCGAGGUCGUCAUCCGCUGCUGGUGCCACGAGAUCCAAAGGGUGUUUGGGGACCGGCUGACGGACGCCCACGAUGCCAAGUGGAUGACGGAUCAGAUCAAAGGACAGCUGGAGACGAGCUUUCACAUCGAUGCCGGGUCGAUCUUUGUCACCGAGCGGCUGAUUUUCGCCUCCUUCCUCAACCAAGAUGCUGACCAGCGCUACUACGAAGAGGUGCGGGAUGUCCAGGCGAUGAAAGAGUGCAUCGAGGAGUACCUGGAAGAGUACAACAGUGUCAGCACCUUGCAAAUGCCCCUGGUCAUGUUCCUGGAUGCUUGCGAGCACUGCGCACGAAUUUGCCGUGUGUUGAGCCAUCCCAGCGGCAACGUCUUGCUCCUUGGGGUCGGAGGCAGCGGACGCCAAAGCUUGACGCGGCUGUCAACAUACAUGAACGACUGUGAGUGUUUCCAGAUCGAAGUGGCCAAAGGGUAUGGAAUGACGGAGUUCCGGGACGACGUGAAGAAAUGCUUGAUGAAGUGCGGAGUGGAGGACAAGGUGCAAGUCUUCCUUUUCUGUGACACCCAAAUCGUGAAGGAGGACUUUGUGGAGGCCAUCAACAACGUGCUCAACAGUGGUGACGUUCCGAACCUCUACGCCAACGAGGACAUGGAGUCCAUCUCAGGGGCGUGUCGGCAGCUGUGUCAGAACAUGGGCAUGCAGCCCAACAAAGCCAACCUCUUCAGCGCAUACCUCUCUAGGGUGAAGAAAAACGUCCACGUCGUUCUCGCCUUUUCGCCUGUGGGCGACAGCUUCCGCAGUCGUCUGCGGAUGUUCCCAUCCUUGGUGAAUUGCUGCACCAUCAACUGGUUCCGCGAGUGGCCAGCAGAAGCGCUGUAUUCCGUGGCCAAGCAGCAGCUCUCCGUGAACCAAGUCCAGCUGCCCAACUUCGAAGGCUCAGUGAAGCUGUUCCAGGUGAUGCACAUGAGUGUGGAGACGGCCUCCAAACAAUUCCUGGACCGCAAUAAGCGACAUGUCUACAUCACCCCUACCUCAUAUUUGGAGCUCCUCAACAGCUUCAUCAAUGUACUUUCGACGAAGCGAAAGCAGGUGGGCACGCAGCAGAAGCGCUACAAGGUGGGCCUGGAGAAGAUUGGUGACGCGGAAGCGCAGGUGAGUGGCCUGCAACAGACCCUGGUGGAGAAAAAACCUGUCUUGGAGAAGACGCAGAAGGAAGUGGAAGAGAUGAUGAAGGUGAUUGAAGUUGACAAAGCUGCAGCACAGGAAGUAUCUACCAAGGUUGCCAAAGAAGAAGCUGAGGCCAAAGCUAAGGCGCAAGCCACUCAAGCCAUCAAGGAUGACGCCCAGAAGGACUUGGACGAAGCACUGCCCGCCUUGGACACCGCCGUCGCCUGCCUGAAGAAGCUGAAAGCGGAUCACAUCCGCGAGGUCAAGGUGCUUCCGAAUCCUCCGGCGGGUGUGCGCCUUGCAUGUGAGGCGGUGUGUGUCAUGUUCCAGCUGAAGCCGGUGAAAAAGAAUGACCCGAAUACGCCUGGCAAAAAGAUUGACGACUUUUGGGAGACCAGCCAAAAGGAGAUCCUGCAGGAUGCCAAAGCGCUGCUGGACAGACUCUUCAACUUCGACAAGGACAAUAUCCCGGACAAAGUCAUCCAGACCAUCACGCCGUACAUGGAGCGCGAAGACUUCGACCCGGCAGCGAUCAAGAAGGCCUCGGUGGCCUGUGAAGCGCUGUGCCUGUGGGUGGGCGCCAUGUACAAGUACCACUUCGUGGCCAAGGCAGUGGAGCCAAAGCGGCAGCUCCUCCGUGAGGCAGAAGCUGACCUUGCAGAAUGCAUGGCCAAGCUCGAGGCAGCGCAAGAAGCCUUGCGGGAAGUGCACGACAAGAUCAAGAAGCUGGAAGCAGACUAUCAUGCGGGCAUUGCCAAGCAGGAGUCUUUGCAACACGACAUGGCAGUUUGCGAGAUCAAGCUUGAAAGAGCGCACAAGCUGAUUGGUGGCCUGGGGGGUGAAAAGGCUCGCUGGGGCGACAACGUUGUCAAGCUCACGGAGCAACUUCAGCUUUUGCCUGGUGACUGCAUCAUCGCUGCUGGCAUGGUCUCUUAUGCUGGGCCCUUUACGUCAGAGUACCGCGCCAAUUUUGAGCACGAGUGGCUCAAGGAACUGGACAAAGAGUUCAUUGCACACAAUGAGGAGUGCAAUAUGCGCAGUGUCCUCGGAGAGCCGGUGAAGAUCCAGCAGUGGGUUGUUUAUUCGCUUCCCAACGAUGCCCUGUCGAUCGAGAAUGCAAUCAUCAUUGACAGAUCCCGCAGAUGGCCACUGAUGAUUGAUCCGCAGCGGCAGGCUAACAAGUACAUCAAGAACAUGGGCAAAGACAUCGAGACUGGUUUUGAUGUCUGCAAGAUGAGUGAGACCAACUUCUUGCGGGUCUUGGAGCUCGGGAUCCAGUUCGGCAAGUGGAUCUUGCUGGAGAACAUUGGCUUGAGUCUUGACCCUGCUCUUGAACCCAUUCUCCAGCAGCAGAAGGUCAGAGAUGGGUCUGGCUACACCAUCAAGCUUGGUGACAAGUCUAUCAACUACGCCGACACAUUCAAGUUCUUUCUGACAACAACUCUGCCAAAUCCACACUACUCGCCAGAGACUUCCGUGAAGGUGACUCUCCUGAACUUUGCCAUCACUCCAACUGGCUUGGAGGACCAGAUGCUGGGCAUCGUAGUGGCAAAGGAGCGACCUGAUUUGGAGGAGCAAAAGAGCCAGCUGGUGAAAGACAAUGCCAAAAUGAACUUUCAGCUGAAGGAAAUUGAGGACGAAAUUCUUCACUUGCUCUCUGCGAGUGAGGGAGAUGUGCUGGAGGAUGAUACUUUGGUGGACAAAGUGACAGCUUCCAAGUCAGUUUCUCUGGAGAUCAGCGAAAAGCAAGAGGUGGCCAAAGUCACGGAGGUUGACAUUGACAAUGCCCGCGAGUCAUACCGCCCGGUGGCAUACAGGACUGCUGUGCUGUUCUUCGGCAUCGUGGAGCUGGCAAACAUUGACCCCAUGUACCAGUACAGCUUACAGUGGUUUCAGCAGCUCUUCCAAUUGGCGGUGGAUCAGUCGCCAAAAGCUGAUGUGCUGGAGGAGCGACUGGAGAUCUUGCAGGACUUCUUCACCGAGUCGCUGUACCAAAACGUUUGUCGAGGACUCUUCGAGAAGGACAAGACCCUUUUCUCCUUUGCGCUGUGCAUCCGAAUCAUGAAAGGUGAUAAGCGCGUGGACGAUGCAGAGCUCCGGUACUUGCUGGUGGGGCCCACUGCCGACUUGCUGGAGCAGGGCCCGGCGAUGCCCGCCGAGUGGGUGGGACCGCAGAGAUGGAACGAGAUUCUCACCGUAUCAAAGCUGCCUGCAUUCAAGGGAUUUGCGAACUUCAUGGCGUCGAAUCUGGAGGAGUUUAAGCAGAUCUAUGACUCCGUCGAAGCCGAGAAGGAGUUGCUGCCUGGGCCGUGGGAGAAGAAGUUGACUCCAAUGCAGCGCCUUUGCUUCGUUCGAAGCUUCAGAGUGGACUGCUUGAAGUCGGCCAUCAUCACAUUCAUCACUCAGGAAAUUGGCGGCAAGUUCGUUGAUCCGCCAACCUUCGACAUUGCCAAGUCCUAUGCAGAUUCCGUCAACACCACACCCUUGAUCUUCAUCCUGUCGCCUGGGACAGACCCAGUGUCAGACGUGAUCCGCUUUGCUGAGCAGGUUGGUAUGGCCAAGAAGUUCGAGCCCAUUUCUUUGGGGCAAGGGCAAGGCCCCAAGGCGCAGAAGAUGAUCGACUCGGCCAGGCAGAGCGGAGGAUGGGUGCUUCUAUCCAACUGCCACCUCAUGCAGUCCUGGAUGCCGACCCUGGAGGCUAUUGUUGAGCAGCUGGACCCAGAGAACAUGUCCAACAACUUCCGGCUUUGGCUCACCUCCAUGCCGGCCAAGUCCUUCCCUGUCCAGGUCUUGCAGAAUGGAGUCAAGAUGACCAACGAGCCGCCUUCCGGCCUCCGUGCCAACUUGCUCCGAUCUUACACUACGGUGACUGAUCGACUCUUCGAGGAGUCAGAGAAGCCAGGAGUCUUCAAGACUCUUCUCUUCGGCUUUUGCUUCUUCCACGCAGUCGUUCAGGAUCGGCGCAAGUUCGGGCCCAUCGGCUGGAACAUUCCAUAUGGCUUCACUCCGGAGGACCUGGCAGUUUGCAGGCAGCAGCUCAUGCUCUUCGUCAACAAGUACAAGGACGUGCCCUACAAAGUGCUGAACUUCUUGGGUGCGCAGAUCAACUACGGUGGCCGCGUGACUGACGACAAGGACAAGUUGCUCAUCUCCACGAUUCUGGCCACCUACAUUUGCCCAGAAGCUGUGACUCAGACCGAUGGCUACAAGUACUCCGCCAGUGGAUUGUACUAUGCCCCGCGCGCUGAGACAGUUGAGGAUUUUGUGGAGUACAUCCGAAGCCUACCGCUUUACCCCAUGCCAGAGGCCUUCGGCCUUCAUGACAACUGUAACAUCACCUGCGCUCAGGAUGAGGCUUUGAAGCUGCUGGUGGGCAUGCAGAGCAUGGUUUCCGCUGGUGGCGGGGGCGGCGAUGGCAAAUCCGCGGAUGAUGUCAUGGACGCGACAGCAGCCUCCAUCCAGGAUAAGCUGCCUAGACCUUUUGAGCUGGAUAUGUGCGAGCAGAAGUUCCCUACGCUCUAUGAGGAAUCCAUGAACACCGUUGUCAAACAAGAAUGCCUCCGUUACAACAAGCUGCUGAACACCAUGGAGAGCUCUUUGAAGGCGUUCCGGAAAGCCAUCAAGGGCUUGAUCGUCAUGACAGCGGAGCUCGAGGAGCUUGGCAAGUCCGUCUUCGUAAAUGAGGUACCUGAGAUGUGGGCGAAGAAAGGCCCUUUGUCGUUGAAGCCGCUGAGCAGUUGGUUUCCAGACAUCAUUGCGCGGGUGUCAUUCUUUCAGAACUGGAACGAUCUCGGCCACACGCCGCCGGUGCAUUGGAUCAGCGGCAUCUUCUUCCCUCAGGCCUUCUUUACAGGGGCGAUGCAGAACUAUGCCAGGAAGCACGGGGAAGAGAUCGAUCUGCUCUCGUUCUCCCAGAAGGUCAUGGACAAUGUGGUCAAUCCGAAGAAGGAAUUGACGAUGGCUCCGGAGGACGGGGUGUACAUUUAUGGCCUGUACAUGGAAGGCGCCCGCUGGGACUGUACGACGCACCUGGUACAGGAAUCCGAGCCCAAGGUGCUUUUCACUGAGCUUCCCACACUGUGGUUCCUGCCCGUGAAGGACCGCGUGCCUGACGUGAAGGAUUACAGAUGUCCGACCUACAAGGUACUCAGUCGCAAAGGGACUUUGCUGACGACGGGCCAUUCCACCAACUUUGUGCUCUACUUGGAACUUCCAACGGACCAGGCCGUGUCGAAGUGGAUCAAGGCAGGUGUGGCAUCCUUCCUAGCCUUGAAGCAUUGA